GAAGAACCAUAUGACUUAAGCAGUCAGCCCCCAACUUUCUAAAUAUUUUUAGUUUCUAAUUUAAGAAAACUUACAAUGGCUGCUUCCACCAUGGCUCUCUCCUCUCCUUUCGCAGGCCAAGCAGUGAAAACAAGUCCCUCAAGUUCUGAGCUUUUCGGAAAUGGACGGGUUUCCAUGAGGAAGACUGCAGCUGCCAAGAAGGCUGCGCCAUCAGGAAGUCCAUGGUACGGCCCUGACCGUGUCAAGUACCUAGGCCCAUUCUCCGGCGAGGCUCCAUCAUACCUGACCGGUGACUUCCCAGGUGACUACGGCUGGGACACCGCCGGACUUUCUGCUGAUCCAGAGACAUUUUCCAAGAACCGUGAGCUUGAGGUCAUCCACUGCAGAUGGGCAAUGCUUGGAGCUCUUGGCUGCGUCUUCCCUGAGCUCUUGGCCCGUAAUGGUGUGAAGUUCGGUGAGGCUGUAUGGUUCAAGGCUGGAUCCCAGAUCUUCAGUGAAGGUGGGCUUGAUUACUUGGGAAACCCUAGUUUGGUCCAUGCUCAGAGCAUCUUGGCUAUCUGGGCCACCCAAGUCAUCUUGAUGGGUGCUGUUGAGGGCUACAGAAUUGCCGGUGGACCAUUGGGUGAGGUUGUUGACCCACUUUACCCUGGUGGUAGCUUCGACCCAUUGGGCCUUGCAGAUGAUCCAGAGGCUUUUGCUGAGUUGAAGGUGAAGGAGAUCAAGAAUGGGAGACUGGCUAUGUUCUCCAUGUUUGGGUUCUUUGUUCAAGCCAUUGUCACAGGAAAGGGGCCGUUGGAGAACUUGGCUGACCACCUUGCUGACCCUGUUGCAAAUAACGCCUGGUCUUAUGCUACAAACUUUGUCCCCGGAAAGUGAAUGUACUAAAUAAGGGUUUUGAUGUAAAAUGAUUUGUGAAUUAAUAUAUAGCUAUUUUUGGACUGCA
Messenger RNA from Lactuca sativa (garden lettuce), 943 nucleotides. Its product is annotated as chlorophyll a-b binding protein 16, chloroplastic. Gene Ontology annotation, biological process: photosynthesis, light harvesting. Gene Ontology annotation, cellular component: membrane. The record is from RefSeq and is a predicted model, not a curated record. NCBI's taxonomy places the organism in Eukaryota, Viridiplantae, Streptophyta, Magnoliopsida, Asterales, Asteraceae.